Exophiala xenobiotica is the source of this 807-nucleotide messenger RNA. RefSeq lists its product as uncharacterized. Gene Ontology annotation, molecular function: oxidoreductase activity. The record is from RefSeq and is a predicted model, not a curated record. Bases 1 to 807 code for a protein of 268 amino acids. The transcript has a single exon. Lineage: Eukaryota; Fungi; Ascomycota; Eurotiomycetes; Chaetothyriales; Herpotrichiellaceae.
AUGGAAGAAGUUGGUGCCAACAUCCCACCUAUCGAGGUGUAUUCCGACAAAUAUGCUGGACAGGUGGUUUUUAUCGACGGUGCUGCGCAAGGUAUUGGCGAGGUGACGUCCAAAUUGUUCGCCUCCCAGGGUGCCACGGUAGUAAUGGUCGAUAUCCAGGAGGACAAGCUGAAGAAGGUCAAAGCAGCAAUCGACAGUGCUGGCGGCGGCAAGGCAGAUUACCGGAUCUGCAACGUCGGUGACGACACCCAGGUAAAUGUCUUAAUCGACGAGGUUGUCAAAACGUACGGCAAGAUCGACGUCUUGAUCCAUUUUGCCGCCGUCUAUCCGUUCAUCCCGAUCCUGGGGCAUUCAACAGAGGACUACAGGCGGAUUAUGAACGUCAAUAUGGACGCCUGCUUCUUUCUCGCGCGUGCAGUCCUGCCGCACAUGCAGAAGGCCGGCUACGGGCGAAUCAUCAACACAUCGUCGGGGACGCUGCAGCUGCCGGACACGGGCCUUUCGGUCUAUGUCGCGGCCAAGUCGGCCAUUCUGGGCUUUACAAGAGCUCUGGCUGUCGAAGCAGGGCCAGGCAUCACGGCCAAUAUCAUUCUUCCGGGCUUGAUCAGAACAGAGGCGGUCUGGAACAAUCACGUUCAACCGGAUGGCUCUCAUCGCCUCUUUGACAUGUUGAUCAAGAAGCAAUGUGUAAAGCGGCAUGGAAGGCCCGAGGACAUCGCUCAUACUGUCAAUUUCAUCGCAAGCCCAGAGGCGCAGUUCAUCACUGGGCAGAUAUUCGAUUGCGGAGGCGGAGCAACGUUUCAUUGA